CCUCAAGGACCAUUCACACGCCUCUAAAAGUAAGUUGUUCAAGCUCAAACUUCUUCCUUUUUCAUCCUCCAAAUCCACAGUCUGAAUCCACACUCCCUCUCACUCUCUCCCCAUUUCAACCAUGUCAAAUGAAUCCCAAACUAUGUCCCAUGAAGAGCUCAUUGCCUCCAAUACAGCCUUGAAAGCCCAAGUAGAGUACUUGGCUAAAGAGGUAGCCAAGCUUACGAAGAUCAAACUCAACGAGCUACAAGGAAGUGACCGUGAAGAAGAUGCUAGUUCUAGUGGAACCAUGAAGCCUAAGGCCAAUGAAGGUUCUGACUUCAAAGUUGACAUUCCAACUUUUGAAAGGAAGAAUGACCCGGACGAGUUCCUCGAGUGGCUAGAAACAGUGGAACGCGUCUUUGACUUCAAAGAUGUUUCCAACGAAAAGAAGGUCAAGAUAGUGGCCUUAAAGUUCCGGAAGUAUGCAUCGACUUGGUGGACUAAUAUGUGCACCAAGAGGAGAAGAAAUGACAAAGAACCGGUGUCCACAUGAGCGAAGAUGAGGUCCCUUAUACAAAAGAAGUUUUUACCCGCUGAAUAUGUUCGUGAGAAUUUUGCUAAGAUUCAAACGCUUAGGCAAGGUUCUAAGUCCGUUGAAGAAUACAACCGAGAGUUUGAAGAGCUUUUUUUGAGAUGUGACUUGCAAGAAGAUGACGAACAAACCUUUGUUCGUUACCUAUUCGGCUUAAAUCUACAAAUAGCCAAUACGGUGGAGUUGCAAAGUUAUGACUCUCUAGAAGAACUCACGAAGUUGGCCCUCAAAGUUGAAGCUCAACAUAAGAAAUCUAAACCUUUUUU
Cuscuta campestris is the source of this 840-nucleotide messenger RNA. NCBI's taxonomy places the organism in Eukaryota, Viridiplantae, Streptophyta, Magnoliopsida, Solanales, Convolvulaceae. The record is from the annotation of a GenBank genome assembly.